Molecule: messenger RNA, 2711 nt
Organism: Ictalurus punctatus (channel catfish)
Lineage: Eukaryota; Metazoa; Chordata; Actinopteri; Siluriformes; Ictaluridae
Gene: mapk14a
Product: mitogen-activated protein kinase 14a
Exons: 12
Coding region: 307-1392 (361 amino acids)
Biological process (GO): intracellular signal transduction; protein phosphorylation
Cellular component (GO): cytoplasm; nucleus
Molecular function (GO): MAP kinase activity; ATP binding
Source: RefSeq, a predicted model, not a curated record
GAAGGAAGGAAGGGAGGGAGGGAGCAGCAGGGAAGUGAUUAGUGCCAGGACAGGCACACUGGAGAGUCCUAAAGUUACUCGAAACAGGAUACGAAGUCCUGAAGGACUGCUAAAUUCCAGGACGUUUUUUGGUGCUGUUAGUGUGAAUUAACCUUGUAGGAGGUGAAAGGGUGCUGCAACACGUCGUGUUUCGGCUGACUGUGCACUUGUUUUUCACACUCGCUACAUUUCGGCUGCACGAGACUGAGGCGGCUGCGGAGUUAAAGCAGAAGUUUGCGCGUGCCCGCGGGCUUUAGCUCUGCAGGAAUGUCGCAGAAAGAAAGAGCCACGUUUUACCGACAGGAGGUGAAUAAGACGGUUUGGGAGGUCCCGGUGCGCUAUCAGAACCUCUCUCCAGUCGGCUCUGGUGCAUACGGAUCUGUCUGCUCAGCGGUUGAUGAGAAGACAGGUUUGAAGAUUGCUGUGAAAAAACUCUCAAGGCCAUUCCAGUCCAUUAUCCAUGCCAAAAGAACCUACAGAGAAUUGCGGCUUCUCAAGCACAUGAAACAUGAGAACGUAAUAGGCCUGCUGGAUGUUUUCACACCUUCCACCAGUCUGGAGGAGUUCAACGACGUGUACCUGGUGACUCACCUGAUGGGUGCAGACCUAAAUAAUAUAGUGAAAUGUCAGAAGCUGACUGAUGACCAUGUGCAGUUCCUUAUCUACCAGAUCCUUCGAGGGCUUAAGUACAUCCAUUCAGCAGACAUCAUUCACAGAGACCUGAAGCCCAGUAAUUUGGCUGUGAAUGAAGAUUGUGAGCUUAAGAUCCUUGAUUUUGGCCUGGCACGGCAUACGGAUGAUGAAAUGACAGGAUAUGUGGCCACCAGGUGGUACCGUGCUCCUGAAAUCAUGCUUAACUGGAUGCACUACAACAUGACAGUGGAUAUUUGGUCUGUUGGCUGCAUUAUGGCUGAGCUGCUGACAGGGAGAACGCUGUUCCCUGGCACCGACCAUAUAAACCAGCUACAGCAGAUAAUGCGGCUGACAGGAACUCCCCCUGCCUCUCUAAUAAGCAGGAUGCCUAGCCAUGAGGCCAGGAAUUACAUUCAUUCUCUGCCACAAAUGCCUAAAAGGAAUUUUGCUGAUGUAUUUAUUGGGGCCAAUCCACAGGCUGUGGACCUCCUCGAGAAGAUGCUGGUUUUGGAUACGGACAAGAGGAUAACUGCAGCUGAUGCUCUGGCUCAUCCAUACUUUGCCCAGUAUCAUGACCCAGAUGAUGAACCAGAAGCAGAGCCUUAUGACCAGAGCUUUGAGAGUCGGGAACUAGAGAUUGAGGAGUGGAAACGUUUGACAUAUGAGGAAGUCAUCAGUUUCGAGCCACCUGCCUUUGAUGUGGAUGAAAUGGAAUCGUGAGAAUCAUACAGGACGGGAACUUCAGCAGUCUUUCAACUUUGUUUGUUAGCACUGUAAUGUUUUGCAGUUCUCCAACCAGACCGACAGUAUGAUUUUUUUUUUUUAAGUGCCUGCCACUUUAUUUUCUUUGUUCUAGUCUUUUAAAAAAUGUUUUGUAUAUUUAAAAAAAUGGCAUCUACUGAAAUAGGGAGCAAAACACAUUACGGCAGAAAAAGGGAUAGAUUUCAUGAGCGUUAUACAUAAGUGGGGUCUCCAGUAGAAUUGAGUAGCAUUUGAGCUAACCCCCUGCCAUGUUUCCGUUCAUUUGUCAGGCAAAUGAACAGACAUGUUAACAUUUUCAAGCUCACACACACUUGCAUAAAAACAUCUGACCUGGCAACAAAGCUUUAUGCUCAUUACGUUAUGUCCCAACCCGGCAACUUUACAAUUCAGGGGAUUGAGCAUUACAAAAACUAUUAACACUGGAAAUGUCAUGGUUCUUAUUUGUAAAUCUGAAUUUCAUCCAAAGGCAACACAACUUUAUCAGUGAUAUGACCAAAAAAAUUUUUUUUCAAUAAAAUAGUGUUUCUAUUGCUAUUUAUAGUGUUAUAAUCUACAUAGAAAAAAAAUACUCCUGCCACCAAUGUCUUAUCUGACAUUUCCUCAAUAACAUUUUCUGAGAAUUAAACUAGCUGGCUAGACCCCUGACUGAUAGGUUUUAAAUAAGGUUUCAUUUUUAGAUAUAAAAUAUUUCCAUUUUAUUCUCUGGUAGUAGAAUUAUAUUUUAGAACAAGGUACUGAGAUCUGUGACACAUGUAACUAAACUCAUGUUUUGUUGAACAGUAUGUGCAUUAACUUACAGUUAGAAACUUUGCUAGAGACAUUUGGCAAUCCUGGGGAGUCCCCUGUAUAAUUCCCUGAAAUAUUUGUUGAAAAAAUAUUUUGAUGUGUGCCAUUUAGUUUAACUUUGAGAAACUAGAGUGACUCUGCCAUUAUUUGGAAGACUAUUGGCACCAGUGACAAGGUUAUUCUUGUAAUCUUUUUCAUCAUCUGUAUAUUUUAUGGUGUGUUCACCAUUCUGAGCUGUCAGUGAGAGAGAAGUGGAGAGAUUGUGACUGCAUGAUGUGAAUGGGGUUUUUCCUCUUUUGUUUUUGAGCUGUCAUUUGAGAAGUUAUGAAAUGAAUGUCAAUAUUGUACCAGUGUGAGAUAUUUAUAUACUGCAGAGGUAAUAUUUACUGGAGUGGCUGCUUCUGUCUGCUUUUUUCCCUAUAUUAGACUGUAGAGAUUAUAAUCAAAUAAGCAAAGUUUAUUAAAGAAAAUAAAGGCAGAUAUUUUUCAGA